Molecule: messenger RNA, 7164 nt
Organism: Plasmodium vinckei vinckei
Lineage: Eukaryota; Apicomplexa; Aconoidasida; Haemosporida; Plasmodiidae
Product: WD repeat-containing protein, putative
Exons: 2
Coding region: 1-7164 (2387 amino acids)
Biological process (GO): nucleosome assembly; DNA replication-dependent chromatin assembly
Cellular component (GO): nucleus; CAF-1 complex
Molecular function (GO): protein binding
Source: RefSeq, a predicted model, not a curated record
AUGUAUAUUGAAAAGUUAAACUUGAGUUCAGAAAAUGCAAAAAUAACAAGUUUAGAUUUUCAGCCUAAUACUGACUUAAAUAGACUAGCUAUUUCAAGCUUACACCAAAUAAAAAUAUAUAAUAUUCCACAUUAUGAUGUAAAUACAAAAAAUAAGUUAAAAAUUGAUUUGUUAUUUGUAAGUAAUGAUCAUAAUUUAGUUUAUAUUAAUACCAUACGAUGGAGUUAUAAUGGUAAAUUUUUGGCUAGCUGUGAUAGUGGGGGUACAUUAGUUUGUUAUGAACUGGACAUAAAUAAAAAUAAUAUUAAAAAACAUAAUGAAGAUAUAAAAAAUGCUUAUACAAAAUCAACUAAUAACCCAUUUGCACAAACAAAUAAUAAUAAAGAAGAAUGGAAAAUGAGUAAAUGUAUAAAAAUACAUGAAAAUGGUGAAAUUUUUGAUUUAUCAUGGUCACGAGAUAAUGAACAUGUUGUGUGUGGGGUUUCAAACGGAAUAGUAUAUAUAUUUAAUUUAAUAAAAUCAUAUGUAUCUCAUAAACUUUUUGUAAAAGGGACUACUGAAAAUAUAAAAGGGGUUUCCUUUCAUCCAACAAAUAAUUUAAUCAUUGCUCAAAGUAGUGAUAAUAUUAUGUGCAUAUGGAAAAAAGUAAAUAUUUAUUCUGACCAAAAUAGUAUGGAUAUGAUACAUCACCAAAAAGGUUGUUUUGAUAUAAAUGAAAAUAAAAAUCAUCAAACUUAUGAACCUGGAAAUUUAAAAAAUGAUUUUUCAUCUUCACAAGGGAUAAUGGGAAGAGAAUAUUUUGAAUAUGUAUAUGAAGAAAAUAUGAAUAAAAAAUAUAAAAAUAUUGAUACCCCAACUAUUCGUCAUAUUUAUUUUGAUAAUUUUGGCAAAUAUGCAAGUAUUACACACAUACCAAAUAAUGGUAGAAAUUGUGGUAUCUUACUUAAAAUUAAAAAUCAAAAUGAUCAAUAUAUAAAUAAAAAAAAAAUAUAUAUGGAUGGACAUGGAAGUUGUAUGCGAGUUGCCAAAAUAGGCCAAAAAAUAUUUGUAGAUAUGAGAAAAAAAAAAUUAUAUAGUUUAUAUUGUCAAUGUAGUGAUAAUGGUGUAAUAUCGUUAUGGAAAAUUUUUUUAAAGAGAAUAGAAAAACCUUAUAAUUUAAAAAAUAAAAAAAAUGAGAAAAAAAAACGUGAUAAAAUUGCAUUAGAGAAAGCUAAAAUGGGUAGUAAUAAUAACAUAAAUAUAUCUAAAGAAAAAAAAAAUAAAGUAAAUAAAUAUGCACAAUGUUUUUUAAUUCUUCAAAAUUUAUUGGAAGAACAAACAUGUGCUGUUGACUUAAGUUGGUCUGAUAAAGAUAACCAAUUAAUAAUUGGAGGAUCCAAUGGAUCUGUUUAUAUUGUACAAAUUGAUAUUAGCAAAUUAAAUUUAGAACCUUUUUACCAUAAAGAAUUUGUACAAAUAAAUGAAAUAUUUGUUAGACAUAAGAGAGAUGAAAAAAUAAGGAUAGAAGAUGAAAAAUCAAUUAUAAAAAAUAAAGCAAUUCGAGAUAAAAUCGUAGGAGAUAAACUUUUUGAUAAAAUUGUUCAGAGAAGUUUUGAAAAAACUGGAGAUCGAAUCGAUGGAAAAAAAAUUAUAGAAAAUACUGGAGAAAAAAAAGUCAAAAAUAGAUUAACACCAAAAAUCAAAUAUUUAUAUGAUGAAUAUGGAAAUAUAAUUGAAAAUUCGAAAUCACAUGAAGUUAUUCAUAUUUUAAAAUGCACAAUACAUCCCUUAAAUGAUGACAUAAGUAAAUAUUGUGAUUUUUCUUUCUUAUCAUUCAAUAAAAAGGAUAACAUAAAUAUUUUUUCAAGUUACACAAAACACUCAAACUAUUUAACUAACAAAAUGAAACAACAUAAUCUAGAUGACCUCACCAAUCUUCACUUUUUCAAUUUUUCUUCCUUCCUAAAUGAUUUUUUAUAUGUAAUUAUUAGUUAUAUUUAUACUAUUAUUCAAAAUUGUGAUUAUAUUUGGAAUAUUAUAAAAAAAGAAAUAGCACAUACCUUACACACUCAGUCUAGUCCCUUCACUACUCCCCUAAUUCCAAGUUUACUCUUUCAAAGUGUUUUCUAUAAAGAAAAAGAUAUCCUUAAAAAUUUGCUACCAAAUGAAUCUCCCCCAUUCUUUAAAAAUAUCUAUACUUUUUCGAAAUUUAAUGAAAUAUUUCAAGAUGGACAAGCAUAUUUCCGAAGGUGUUCAUAUGACACUGAUGAUGCCAAUAGAGAUACAGGAGGUAAUGGUGGAGAAAGUAAAGAUCGAAAUGGCAAUGAGAAUAGAAAGGGAAAUGAUGGAAAUAAAAAUGGAGAGCCACAAAAUAAUAACAAUGGUAUUGGUGGAAAUGGUGGGGAUGGAGAUGAAGAAAAAAAUCGAAAAGAAAAAAAUUCAAACGAACCCGAUGAAUAUUCAAAUGAAGAUAAUAAAAAUAAUAAAAUACCAAAUAAUAAUAAUAAUACGGAUUGUAAAAAAAUCGAAAAAUUGAAUAACAAUACAAAUAAAAAAGUGAGAAAAAAUAAUAAAAAUAAUAUUGAUAAACAAGGAAAUAACAAAGGGUUAGAAAAUAAUAAUAGUAAAAAAAAAAAUUGUACACUUAUAAAUAAAAACAAGUUAAUUAAUAGUGAAGAUAAUAUAAUUAAAAAUUAUAAUGAAAUCAUAAAUUUACAAAGUUAUGUAAUUUCAUCAAACAAUGAUCAAAUAUUUGCAAACUCAAAUAGCCAAAUUAAUACAAAAAUGAUAGAACUUAUAAAAAACAGUAAAAAAUCUGAAAACAUUAAAGAUAUUAAUGGUGAUAUUUACAAUAUUUAUAAAAAAGAAAAUGAUAAAUAUAGUGAUAUCACUUCAAUUGAUAUGAUUGAUCCUACCAAUUUUAUAAAUAAAAAUUAUGAAGGCACUAAUGAUUUAUCCCAUCAUAUAAAUUCUAUAUCGAUAAAUAUGAGCAAUGAUUCGAGUAAGGUUUUGGAGAAUUUAAAUAAUCUGAGUGAUAAUAAAAUCACAAAGUUUAUUAAAAAUAUAUCUCCUAAUAAAAAAGAAAAGAAAGAAUCAAAAAAAGAAAAAAAAAAAAUGAAAAAACAACAAGAGACACAAAAUUUAGGUGAUGAAAAAACAGAAGGAAAAAAGCAGAAAAAGAGUGAAGGGAAAAAAGAAAAAAAAAAUGAAGGAAAAAAAAAUAGUAAAAAAGAUUCGAAUAAAGUGAUUAAAGGGGGUGUGGAAAUGGGAACCGAAGGUAAAGUUAAAGGAGGAAAAGUGCCUAAAGAGGUUAAGGAACCCAAAAGUACUAAAGCGAGUAAGGGGACCAAGGAUUCAAAUGAGGCAAACAAAUCCACUGAAAUGGUUGCAGAAAAUACACCGAAUCUGCUAACCGAACCGAAUGAAGAAAAUCCUCCAAACGAAAAUAAUGAAAACCCUGAACCAAACGAUCAAAAUGAGCAAACCCAAACAGACACACAAAAUGGUCCAAAUGAAUCAAAUGAAACAAAUGAACCAAAUGAGCCAAACGAACCCAACGAACCUAACGAGCCAAAUGUCCCCAAUGAAUCAAACGAAGCAAAUGAUCCCACUGAACCCAAUGAACCCAACGACCCUAACGACCCUAAUGAGCCAACUGAAGAAAAUAACAGCACCUCGAAAAAGAAGGAAACUAGCAAAAACCAGAAAAGAAAUUCCAACAAAGGAACAAAAAAAAAAUCCGCAAAAAAUAAUAAAAAAGAUGAAAAUGGAAAUAAUUCUGAUAUAGAAUGGGCAAAUUUUAAUCCACAUGCUGAAUUAUUUUGUCCAAUUAUAAGAAAAGAAGAUAAUGGAGAAGAAGUAGGAUAUAUGACAUAUAGUUCACCUGUUAAAUUUGGGAAAGAAACUAAUGAUUCAAAUGAUGUUAAUAAACAAAAUAAAAAUAAAAAAAGAAAAAGUGUAGAUAAUAUAAAUAAGAAAAAAAGUAAAAACAGUAAUGAUUUCUUAUCAUUUAAUGAUACAAAUGAAAAUGGUGAUAAUGAAUGUUUAGAUAAAAUUAUGAAAUAUAAUAAAUAUGAAGAAGAAGGAGAAAAACGAAAUAACAAAAUAAAAAAUGAAAAUAGUUUCUUUAAAGCUGAAGAAACAUUUGAUAAUACAAAAAAUAAAAAUAAAGAAUUUAAUAAAAAAAAUAUAAUUAAAGGAAGUAACGAAAUUGAUAAAGAAUAUGGUGAAGAAGAUGAUGAUACUAUGGAAAAUGGUUUAAAAAAAAAUAAUAAAAGAAUGCAUGAAAAUAUGUAUAGUUCAAAUAGUGUAAUUGACAAACAAAAUUAUAAUUUAAAAAAUACACAUAAUAAUUUGAAUUUUUCAAAUAAAUAUACAGGAGAAAAAUUCAUGAAGCGUGAACUAAAAAAUAGCAACCUCAAUAAUAGCACAAGUAAUACAUUUGGAAGAAAUGAUUACCCUAAUGAGUUUGAAGCAUUCGAACUAGGAAAAAAAAAAAAUAAUGUAUAUUUAGAUAAUUAUGAACUAUCACAAAGAAAUUUAAAUAACAAAACAAGCCCUGAUUAUUAUAAUCAUAACUCCCAUUCCCAUUUAGAUAAAUAUUCUUCAGUAGAAAAUGGCCAAGAUGAGACUAACAAUUAUCACACAAAAAAAUUCAGAUCAAAUGAAAAUGAAAACUAUAAACAUUAUCAAUCUUAUUUAAAACGAGAAUAUAAUACAAAUUUAAAUUUAAUUGAUAUUAAAAAAGAGGAGUUUGAAGAUGGAAGUAGUAUGUAUAGUCAAGAAGAAUAUAAUGAUCCAAUGGAAAGAUAUGGAUAUAAUUCCAACGAAUUUGAUAAAUAUAAGGAAAUGAAUUUUAAAAAUAAAAAAAGAAAAGCUUAUAAUAAAAUGAUAAAUGGAAAUAUGGACAAUUUUGAAAUAAAUAAUAUGUAUGGAUCAAAUAAUAUCGAUUUUAUACGUACUAAGAAAUAUAAUGAUAAAAUGAAUUAUAUUUCAAAAGGUUAUAAUAAAAGAAAUAAUAAAAAAAUCAGAAUAAAAAAUAAUGAAGAUAUUGAAACAGUUUAUGAAAGCAAUCAAUAUAUUUUGGACGAUAUGUACAGCAAUGAUGAUAUUAUAUAUAGCAAUCAUGGAGAGAAAAAAAAACAAAUGAAAAAUAUACACAUUAAUAAUGAUGUUCAAUAUGAAAAAUACAAAAAUAAAGUAAUAGUUUUUGAUAAUCGAAAAGAAAAUUGUUUAAUUUGUUGUAUGUGUAAUAAUAAUAAUAAUUUAGGAGGAAAAAAAAAUUAUUAUUUAUUAUGGGAAGAUGAAAUAUCAGGAAAAAAUAUUAAAUACACAAUUAAUGAUAAUUAUAUAUUUAUAAUAAGUUAUAAGUUCAAUAUUUUUCUACUUAAUAUUUUUAGCAUAAAUAGUAAAUUACUUAUUCAUGAUUAUGUAUUACCAGUUAAAUAUAUAGCCGAUUUUGUUAUAAUUAAAAGUUUUAACAUUGAUGGAAAUAUUUACACAUUUUUUUAUAUGCAUGAUAAAAAAUAUUAUUAUAUUUAUCAGUUGUUAAAUUAUUCAAGUCUUUUCUUGUUAUAUUCAUUUGAAAUAUCAAUGCUCAACUCCCAUGUUGAAUCCAUAAAUAUCAACAUUGUGGAAAAGUUACAAAACGAAGGUAUCUUAAGCAAAAGUUCUAAGAAAUGUUUUAAAAAAUACAAAAAACUCCUUAAAAAUAGAAACAAAAAAGGUUCUAUCAAUGGAGAGGAGAUAAAAGAAAAUAGGGAAGCAGACGAAAUCAGCAAAAUGGAAAAUGAUAAACCUACUAACAGUGAAACAGAAGAACAAAUAAAAGUAACAGUAAUAAAUAAAAAACAAAAAGAAAAAAAUGAAAAAGAUAAAGAGAGGGAACUAUCUUUGAAGGAACUAAUACAUAGUAUUACAUUUUAUGAAAAAUUAAAAAUUGGAAAUAAAUUAAAUAUAAAACAACAUAAAAAAUGUAAUGGUUUUUUUUCAAAAAAAUCAAUAAAAAAAGGAAAGCAUCAAUGCAGUAUGUCCUAUUUCAAUCCAAGAUGUUCCAAUAAAUUAUUAACUCGCAUACCAAAUAAAAUACAAAAUUGUUCAAGUCAAAAAAUAAAAAAAAAAGAUACUAUAAACAAAGAGAAAAAAGAAAGAAAAAAAAACUAUUUUGAUAUUUUUUCAAAUAAUAUACAUGGAAACGAUUUAUUAUAUGAUUAUAUAUAUAGGAAAGAAAAUUUUUAUUAUAGCUAUAUGUGUAUAUAUAUUUUUUUAAAAAAUGGAAUGAUAUAUCUCUUACGAAGGAAUCUAAUGAAAACAGAAGUAACAAAUGAAAAUCAUCUUCCUGAUACAUAUCCAUCUGAGAUAAUAUCAAUGAGACCACAUAUGUUUGAACAAAAUGGUGUAACUUUAAUAUCUCGAUUGGAUAAUACUUAUUACAAUAAAUCAUUAUAUUGUGAUAUAGAUCUUUUAUAUAAUAGUAAGGAUGAUUAUUCAGAAGGAAUACAUAAUAAAGCAAUUUUAGGAACUACUAAUACAUUAAAUAGAUGUUUAGCAAAUGAAUAUUUCAAUAAAAGUAAAAAUUUAAUUAUGUUCGAUGACUUAAUGUAUAUACAACAAAAAGGAAUGAAAAACUUUUCAUCACAAAAUAAAAUAUUUAAUAUAUAUGAUUUUGAUAUUAGCAAAUUACUGGAAUCGGAAGAAGCUAUUGAAGAACAUGAAAAUGUAGGACAUUACUUUGAGACCGAUGUAAAGGAAGAAAAAGUUAAUACCGAUGAUGAUUAUAAAAUAGAAAAUAACUUCGUUACACAAAAUGAGCAUAUUAAAAAAGAGUUAAACAAAGUAAGUGACGAUUUUCUUCAUGCUAUGAAUAUUUCAGAAGCAUUCAAAAAAAAUGAAAAUAAUUCAACUUCCCAUAUAGAUAGAAAUCUUUAUAUAAAAACUAUAAAAUAUUUAGAGAAUCAAAUGAAAUAUAGUAUAUUAAUUAUGAACAAAAUAUCAUUUUUAAAUUAUUUAUAUGCUUAUUUUAGCUUUUUAGUAGAAUAUUUAGAUAUUACAAGGAUUCAACAAAACUUUCAAUAUUUUAUGAAAAUAACUUUAUAUCAUUUAAAAAAAUAUAUUUCAAAUUUUGUAUUUUUCAAUAUUGAUCAAGAUACAAAUCAUGAACCAUAUUGGCCCAUUCCAUACAAAUGA